Messenger RNA from Orcinus orca (killer whale), 1890 nucleotides. RefSeq names its product translation initiation factor IF-2-like. The transcript has 2 exons. The record is from RefSeq and is a predicted model, not a curated record. Bases 61 to 696 code for a protein of 211 amino acids. Lineage: Eukaryota; Metazoa; Chordata; Mammalia; Artiodactyla; Delphinidae.
GGGCGGGAGACGGAACAAAAGCGCCUUUGUUGAGCGGCUGCAGCCGGAGGGUCACACACAAUGGAGGGAGCCGGCUCCGCCGCCGCCGCCGGGCCCGCCGCGGCGCCCUCCCGAGCAGCCCCGCCGGCGCGCCCUGCACACGUACACACACAUACUCACGGGACUUCUCCGACUCAUCGAGGGAGUGCGGGGCCCACGGACAGCCCCCUGUGUCGGCUCAGGUCUCCGGCUGUGCUGGCGGCAGCGGCGUCUCCGAGGCUCUCGCUUUGCCGCAGUCGCCGCCAUGUAACCCCGACCCGCGAGAGAGGGCGAGGAAGGGGGGCGGGGUUUCCAGGAGCCACGCCCUCUCACGUCACAGGCUCACUCCACGGGUGCCCCCGCCCCCGCCCCUGCCCCAGACCAGCCCCGCGCGCCGGCCGGCGCCGGAAUUUCCAACGUCGGUGUUUGGGUUCCGCGUGGUGCAGGGGCUGCAGGAGAGGCACGCGGGCUCGUCAGGCGUCUCGCGUGGGGUGGGGUGGGGUGGGGUGGGGUGGGCUGGACUGGGCCAGGCCGGGGGGCUGGCGCGGAGGUAAACAGACGGGCCCUCUUCGCUCUACGUGCCCCAGCAUUAGAGGGCGAAGUGACCAAACUCUUUGCGAGCGUUUACUGCGUACCUACUACGUGCAAGCCCUUUAUCCAUUAUUAUGCGCAUCCUGAAGCUUCAAGCACGAGGCAAAGACCACUUCAAAGGUAACAUAGUGGCUUGAAAUUAAGUGGUUGGGAUGGAGUUUGAAUGUUUUAUAUUUUUUAUAUUUAAAACAAUACCAUCUGAAUACCAGGUGUGGAGGGCACAGUGAGUAGACAAAACCAAGAGAAAGGGGAAGGUUGUCCUAACCACAGGAUUUCUUAUUUCUGGAUGCAGCCUUUCUGCAACAAGAGCUCCUUCCCUGUGACCAUUGUACAUCCCUGCAGCCCCUGCUCUAGGCUCCCCUGAGAUUCCUAAGACAUCUUUUCCUCCCCCAUCCAUCAAUGUUUGAUCACUAGGAGGAGGGGUAGAGGAUAAGUACUGUGCCUUCGCUCAAGGAGGUUAUAAUGUGUCAGCUCUUAACUUCCGUCAAAGACCACCAAAAUAACCUGUUGAUCAAGCAAAGACAAAUGUAUUCCUUACAGGAGGUAAGAGAAACCACUGUGUUGACAGAGUCUUAGUAGCAUCUCAAAGAGGGAGGUCAAGAGUGGGAUGGUUUCAGAGGGUCAGGAUUAAUUUAAGACAGGUCUUUCAAUGAAAGCAUGAUUGAGAUGGGACUAAAUUUGUUAUAUAAUCUUUUAGGAUUAGUAGACACAAGGAGGGAGAGAGUUUUGAAGCAAACCUAGAAAAGUCAACAAUGGUUUGAUAAACGCAAGAGUAAUUUUGUUGAGAAGGGGCUGUUUACCCUGAUGAAGGCUAGGUCGGUUGUAGUCUGUUGUUCAGUCAAAUGGACUUUGAGGAAGUUCUUGAAACUGCAGUAAAGUUACUUGCAACUUCAUUUUUUCAGACAAGAAUUUCUUGGGAUUGAAGUCAUGUUUAUGCAGAUGUUAGGGUUGUAAAGUCAUGUUGAGGUAGUCGGUUUUAGUUCUUAAUCCUAUUGUGCGGCUGUAAGUAGUCUUAAGUUCUCAGUUUUUCAAACUGCCAUACACAGUGAAAUCAUUUUGGUGGAUUAUGAUCUGCAUUUUUUUCUUAAUGAAAUAGAGAAAAUAAAACCAAACUAGAGACCAUAGUCUAUAACAAAGGGUAAACACUUUUGUGAAACUUUUGUUUUGGUUAUGUAUCAUAUUCCAACAAAUCUAAAAUGUCAUCAAUUAUGACAGACCGUUAUUUUAUGUACUAUGAAGAAAGCGAAAACUAUCAAAAUAAUGAUACCCUAUUGCUACAUC